GAGGUUAGGGAAUGGGGUCUUUCAAGACUCACUGUCCUGAGCCCUGCUCACCCAAGAGACCUCUUCCCCAGUUCCAGUUUGGCCCCAAAUGGUUGCCUCUCCAUAGACAAAAUGUUUCCCACCUCUCUAUCCCUUUAACUGUUUGACAGUAAUGCAGAUUCGUUUAUCAGAUUAACUGGAAGUCAAUCCAGGUUGGCACCCCUGGAGAAGGCCUGGCCACCUGAGCUGCCUUCAACUAAAGGACUGAUCUGUAAUAGACACUUUAGCCUCGUGUGGCCGUGGAGAACCAAAAUGAUCUAUGGAAAUGUAGGGAAACUCAUUUUAGCUCACAACAAAGGAGUCACUUUUUACCUGUUAGAGAUGUCCAAUAUUAGAAUGGGCUACCUCAUAAGGUAAUGAGCCUUGUCACCCAAAUGCUUUAAACAGAAGCCAUCAUCUGUCACAUGCCAGAGGGUGCCCCUCAAGAGUGGGAGAGUAGGGGCUGAACUGCUGAGUUCCCACUGCGUCCUGUUGCUAUGCUGCCUGCACCCUUGGUGGGGAGAAGAGAAGAGGUGGACUGCUGCGGAGGACCUGGCAAACGAGGACCCAGCCUUUACUCGACUGUCCCAAACAUGGCCUGUUUUACAAAGCUGCUAAGAAGCAUAGCUCCAAAUCUGGAGCUGUGAGUGCCCGCCCUGACUCUGACUAGCUUACAGUGAAGCUUUGGGAAGUUGUUUUCCGCUGAGCUCUUAUUUUCUCAUCCAGAAAAUGAGGGGGUAGGAUUUGGUCACAGAGCAAAGAGAACCCAGGUGUCCACAACUCAGCCAAGAGUCUUGACCCGUGUCGUCAGCUGCACACACGCUGCACACUCCACCAGCUCCUAGGCUUCUCUCCACAUCUGACUUAUCGAGGCCUGGACUGUGGGUAGCUUUUUGGACAGAAAGAAGCAGAAAGCAGCAGGAGCUGCUCUCCGAGGACCGCACCUCAAAGAGCAAGAUCCCCCAGGUGGGAUCGCUCUGAGGCUUCAGGCAGGGGAGGCUGGUUUGAAAGCCGAUCUCCAAGAGGGCGUGGCUCCAAAAUGCUGGCAAAUAAAAGCCUGGAGAGCCAGCACCAAGCUGGAGACCAGCAGGAGGCACAGGAAAACUGCAAGCCGCUCUGUUCCUGGGCCUCGGAAGUGAUGCCUAUGGCGUCCCCUCAAACCCUGGUCCUCUAUCUGCUGGUCCUGGCAGUCACUGAAGCCUGGGGCCAGGAGGCAGUCAUCCCAGGCUGCCACUUGCACCCCUUCAAUGUGACAGUGCGAAGUGACCGCCAAGGCACCUGCCAGGGCUCCCACGUGGCACAGGCCUGUGUGGGCCACUGUGAGUCCAGCGCCUUCCCUUCUCGGUACUCUGUGCUGGUGGCCAGUGGUUACCGACACAACAUCACCUCCGUCUCUCAGUGCUGCACCAUCAGUGGCCUGAAGAAGGUCAAAGUACAGCUGCAGUGUGUGGGGAGCCGGAGGGAGGAGCUCGAGAUCUUCACGGCCAGGGCCUGCCAGUGUGACAUGUGUCGCCUCUCUCGCUACUAGCCCAUCCUCUCCCCUCCUUCCUCCCCUGGGUCACAGGGCUUGACAUUCUGGUGGGGGAAACCUGUGUUCAAGAUUCAAAAACUGGAAGGAGCUCCAGCCCUGAUGGUUACUUGCUAUGGAAUUUUUUUAAAUAAGGGGAGGGUUGUUCCAGCUUUGAUCCUUUGUAAGAUUUUGUGACUGUCACCUGAGAAGAGGGGAGUUUCUGCUUCUUCCCUGCCUCUGCCUGGCUCUUCUAAACCAAUCUUUCAUCAUUUUACUUCCCUCUUUGCCCUUACCCCUAAAUAAAGCAAGCAGUUCUUGAA
Messenger RNA from Pan troglodytes (chimpanzee), 1848 nucleotides. It is a transcript of the gene GPHA2, whose product is annotated as glycoprotein hormone subunit alpha 2. Gene Ontology annotation, cellular component: extracellular region. NCBI's taxonomy places the organism in Eukaryota, Metazoa, Chordata, Mammalia, Primates, Hominidae. Gene Ontology annotation, molecular function: thyrotropin-releasing hormone receptor binding; hormone activity. Bases 1058 to 1546 code for a protein of 162 amino acids. The transcript has 6 exons. Gene Ontology annotation, biological process: cell surface receptor signaling pathway. The record is from RefSeq and is a predicted model, not a curated record.